AUAAAAAAAGCUUUAUUUAAUUUAUUAUUUGAGUGGUUUCUUAAACGUUAAGACCCAUGGAAAAAGUUCGCGUGCGAAUGAGAGAGAAUCAGAUUCUCAGUGCUUAACACUGGAGACGAUUAAUGGGCCCGCUACAUUUUUUAGGCCCACGUACGCCCUGGCUAUUUAUCAUGCAUAUUGGAGUCAAGGAAGGCGCCAAUCACAGGGAGCGUCUAUUGUUAUCAUUUUCUCUUCCUCCUACUUUGAUAUUUUCUUCCUCUUUUCUCUCUCACAACACAUACCUUAAAAUAUGGCCGAUCAGCUCACCGACGACCAGAUCUCUGAGUUCAAGGAAGCCUUCAGCCUCUUUGAUAAAGAUGGCGAUGGCUGCAUUACUACUAAGGAACUUGGGACUGUAAUGCGUUCACUAGGCCAGAACCCAACUGAAGCAGAGCUCCAGGACAUGAUAAAUGAGGUUGAUGCUGAUGGGAAUGGCACUAUUGAUUUCCCAGAGUUCCUUAAUCUGAUGGCCCGCAAGAUGAAGGACACUGAUUCUGAGGAGGAGCUCAAGGAAGCUUUUCGGGUUUUUGAUAAGGAUCAGAACGGUUUCAUUUCUGCUGCUGAGCUUCGCCAUGUCAUGACAAAUCUUGGCGAGAAGCUGACAGAUGAGGAGGUUGAUGAGAUGAUUCGUGAGGCAGAUGUGGAUGGUGAUGGCCAAAUCAACUAUGAAGAGUUUGUCAAAGUCAUGAUGGCCAAGUAAGGACAAAUCAAUUAAAACUAAAAUUAAAAAGCUCAAAAAGGAGGAAAAAAAGGAAACAGGGCAGAUAAGUUUGAUAAGAAAAAUUCUAUUUCCCUUUAGGAGAUCUUCAUUUCGUGUUAUUAGCUUUGGUUGGGUUGUCUGUUUCUUGUUUGCAUCAUUUUGUGGCACAUUUCAUUACUAUCUACUUGUUUGCUCUGUUUCCUGUCAGUAGCUUGGCUUGUUAGUUUCUCUAUUCUAUUGUUUUUAUUUUAUAUCUACCUUGGUAUUAUGAACCUAGAACAAUCGGGAUGAUCAGAUGUUUUUGCUUGUGAAUGACUAAUUUUGUUGAUAUUCUAAAUUUUAGUCACUUUUAGUUUUA
This is a messenger RNA of Hevea brasiliensis (rubber tree), 1097 nucleotides long. Its product is annotated as calmodulin-7. Gene Ontology annotation, molecular function: enzyme regulator activity; calcium ion binding. The coding region runs from base 290 to 739 and encodes 149 amino acids. The record is from RefSeq and is a predicted model, not a curated record. The transcript is spliced from 2 exons. Lineage: Eukaryota; Viridiplantae; Streptophyta; Magnoliopsida; Malpighiales; Euphorbiaceae.